UUUAUCAGAGUUCAACAGGAAGUCGGAAGAGUAACGGGAAGACCCGUAUGUAUGACGUAGUUUGCAUCAAUUCCAAGAAUUCAGUAGUUUGGCUCAGUAGAAUGGCGUCUGUUAAUUUGUCUCCUGAGCUCAAGUACUGGCUAUUUAACAUGCUUUUUAUUCUGUAUGUGCUUCAAGUCAUGGUCCCUCUGGGGUCUUGUGAACUCGUUCCAGCGAAGUUCGACCCUGUGACCAAAAAAGUGUAUUACAAUCCUCAAGCACAGUCACAAGAGAGCGGUGCCGGCACUAACCAAGGCUUAGUGAUGACUGUGGAACAAGACGUCAAGGUGGAGGCUACGAGCCGAGUGAGCAAAUCGAAGAACUUUGGAGUUAACUUGGGGUUAGGAGACGCCCCUUUGAUAGGACUGAAUUAUCAAAAGGCUAAAAUCAGGGAAACCAGACAGGAAAGCCAUCAUCAAGUGAACAUAGCAAUUAAAAUCCCAGGAGAAUGUGGCGAGGGCUGCAGGCAACAGGCAAACAAAGCUUUCGAUAUUGCAAACAAUGCACUUUAUGGUGGAUCAAAACAGAAGCAAGUCAACUGACCACAGCCAGAGGCAUGCAACGAAGAUCCAGGGACCAUGCAUGUUUAAUAAUAAAGACUUAGAAAAGAAAGCAGUUCUUGCAUUAGACUUAGCAUUAGCCUGUGAGCAAUCACUGGACACUCGCACGAGCAAGUCACGGAACAUUUAAGCCUCGGGCGUGAACCUACUUUGCUUGCGAUUCUCGGAGAGCUUGCUCGAAUCGAAAUAGUUUGCAUAAUUUAGCAGUUUACUUGGUUGUUGUGGGUAAAUAAAUGCUUCUGCUCGAUUUUAUACCUCUGGACAACUACAUAUCAUAUAUCAUAAAAUGAUGACAAAUUGAUAUAUGACUUGAGAAACCGG
Porites lobata is the source of this 920-nucleotide messenger RNA. The record is from the annotation of a GenBank genome assembly. Lineage: Eukaryota; Metazoa; Cnidaria; Anthozoa; Scleractinia; Poritidae.